This is a messenger RNA of Effrenium voratum, 330 nucleotides long. Lineage: Eukaryota; Dinophyceae; Suessiales; Symbiodiniaceae. The record is from the annotation of a GenBank genome assembly.
AUGGGUUGCAUUUGUGGCAAGGUGGAUCCAAACACGUUUCUGGUGGCCCAUCCGGCUGGCAAGACGCUAGUGGAGGGCUUGGCAGGGCAAGGCCCGGGCAAAGUCUUCUCGAUUGAACCCUGGGCCGCCUCCAAAAAGACCAACCCCCCGCAGAUGCUGGAGAUGCGGGAUGACUCCGGGCAGGUGGUGCUGUCUGUGAGCGGCAAGUGCGAGCCAAGGGAGGACACAACGAUUGUAGAUGGCACCGGGAAGAUGGUGGCGGUGCUGAGGAGACGGCCCAAGCGCAGCAGCCCAAAGCCACGGCUGGCUGGGACUCCACCAGCUGGCUGA